AUGGCUUCACGACCUGCCAAACGGCAGCGCCGAGCCACCAUCGUCCUUUCAGACGACAGUGACGACGUUGAAUUACCCUCUCCCAACGUCUCUAAGCCGAGUCUUCAACGCGAGAUCACGCUCGAUGGGAGGACUUCCCAGACCGUGUCUCCAACCAAACCUACCAAGGGAAAGUCAAUUUCCAAGAGAGCAACGCCUAAAGCUUCACCCAAGUCCUCACCGGAAAAGACCAGAAAAAAGACCAGAUCCAAAACUGAGCCUGACCAGUCAAGGUCCCUACACAACUUCUUUGGCAAGGCCACUGAGGAACAGAGAUGGACGAGAAAAUCUGCAACUCCGGACCUUGAUCUGGAGAAUGGUGAACUGGGAGAUGCUAUCGAAGAUGACGAUCUCUCGGACGAGACGUUGCAAGACCUGAGGCCAAGGACGGAUAGAGCGAGUGCGACUUUGGACAGACAGAAACCUACCGUGCCAGCCAUUGCAAAUCUCAAAAACAUUAGCAAUGCAGGCAGUCUACCUUCCAGCCAACGAUUCGUUAGAACGACAGCUUCCAGACGAGGCAUCGCCAAUAUUGGAGACCAAGUCCACGUACCUAACCAAGACCGUCGUCCAUGGGCGGAUCGAUAUGGCCCCAAUAACUUGGAAGAGUUGGUCGUGCACAAGAAGAAGGUUGCUGAUGUUCAGAAUUGGUUACAAGGGAAGAUAAAUGGGAGUAACAGUCAAAAAAUACUCACCUUGAAAGGACCAGCCGGCAGUGGAAAAACCACCACCGUCUCAUUGCUUGCCAAAGCUAUGGGGCUGCAAAUGGUACAAUGGCACAACCCUACUGUUUCCGAGACAGGUGCCAGCAAUUCGAUUGCUCAUCAAUUCGACGAAUUUUUAAAUCGAGGCGGCUAUUUUGGCAGCCUUUCUUUCGAACACGACUCUCUGGACUCAGAAUGCGCCGACCAAGAUCCAGACCAUCGAGUCCUCGUCAUUGAAGAGUUUCCGGCGAACACCACGAGUAAUUCUACCACUCUUCAAUCCUUCAGAAAUGUCAUCUUGCAAUUCCUCGCACGAGCCAGGAUGGCGUCCUCAUCAACGUUUGGCGGUCAACGACUUCCCAAUGAUAGUGUUCCGCCAGUGGUCGUGAUUAUAUCAGAGACUCUUUUGUCCUCAUCGACUGCCUUUGCCGACGGCUUCACAGCUCACCGACUUCUUGGUGCUGAAAUCUUGAAUCAUCCUUUCGUCACGGUAAUGGAGUUCAAUCCGGUGGCGCCUACCUUUGUAACGAAGGCGUUGGACCUUGUCAUCAAAAAGGAGGCCAGGGAUUCCCGUAGACGACGGAUACCCGGCCCGGCGGUAAUUCAAAGACUAGUUGAGAUGGGCGAUGUCAGGAAUGCGGUCAACUCCCUCGAAUUUCUCUGUGUAAGAGGCGGUGAUGGUUCGGAAUGGUCUGGAACCGUCGCGGCUAAAACCAAAAAGACGUCAAGAGAUAAAGACAGUGUUCUGUUGACGGAAAUGGAGAAGAAUUCGCUGCAGCUCGUCAGCCAGCGCGAAACAACCCUAGACAUGUUUCAUGCUGCCGGCAGAAUAGUGUACAACAAACGCGAAGAUCCUCGCGUCCGGGAUACCAGAGCAGAACCACCACCUAAACCACCAGACCAUUUGAUGCAUCUGUAUACUCCGAAGACAUCGCAGGUAGAUAUCGAGGCCCUGCUUAGUGAGACAGGAACAGAUAUCCAGACUUUCAUCUCCACUCUCCACGAGAAUUACAUUCUGUCGUGUAACGGAGACCACUUCGAGGGCUCCUUUGAUGGAUGUUCGGAUAUCCUUUCAACAGCCGACAUCUUGAAUCCCGAGAACCGACCGCUUCGUCGUGGAAAUACAAAUCCAAAUGCGGGUGUCAUCCAAGCAAGGGUGCAGGCUGGGUCAUCAGAUACGCUGCGUCAAGAUGAAAUCGGCUUCCACGUCGCAACGAGAGGCCUUUUGUUCAAUCUGCCGUAUCCGGUAAAUCGAGCCAAUCCGCCUGGCGGGAAGCGAGGUGACAACUUCAAGAUGUUUUAUCCUGCGAGCUUGAGGCUGUGGAAGCCGACAGAGGAAAUGGAAAGUUUAAUCGAGAUGUUCGUCCAUGGUGACAGCAGUGCUAGAGCUGAUUUCAGAUCUGGGUCUGGCUCUGUCAUUCCGGGCGUGGACGGUGGUGUGGCCAGCUGGCGGACCAGAACCUUUACAGCAACUCGUAUCCCCACAAUUAAAUCGAAGUCGGGCACGGAAUUGGGAAAACAGGAUGGUAAUGACGAUGAUGACGACCACGAGCUUGCACCAUAUUCGCUCCCGAUUCACCACGCCAAGGACACACUGACGCUCGAGAUUCUCCCGUUUAUGACUCGGAUAUAUGCAGCGAAGGACCAUGAUAUUUCUAUCCUCGAACGUAUCACGAGGUUUAACCCGAGUGGGUUUAUUUCUUCUGCAGCUGGCGAAGAUGGAUUUGAGGAGGAUGAACACAACGACAACGACUCGGGUUCAGCCGCCGGAAUUGGAAUUGGGAGCAUUGGUACCGGCGUUGGACCUGUCCCUGCACCCACGCAGUUCAAGGCCUCGAGUUCAGGGUUGAGAAGAAAUACAAUGCCACGCCCAGGAGGCCAGCAAAAACAUGAUCCCUCUGCCGCAGCGCUUAAUGACGUGGCUGUCGAGAAAUUGUACAUCUCCGACGACGAUAUUGAGGACUACUGA
Molecule: messenger RNA, 2712 nt
Organism: Rhinocladiella mackenziei CBS 650.93
Lineage: Eukaryota; Fungi; Ascomycota; Eurotiomycetes; Chaetothyriales; Herpotrichiellaceae
Exons: 1
Coding region: 1-2712 (903 amino acids)
Biological process (GO): DNA damage checkpoint signaling; mitotic DNA replication checkpoint signaling; DNA repair
Molecular function (GO): chromatin binding
Source: RefSeq, a predicted model, not a curated record